Strongylus vulgaris is the source of this 203-nucleotide messenger RNA. Lineage: Eukaryota; Metazoa; Nematoda; Chromadorea; Rhabditida; Strongylidae. The record is from the annotation of a GenBank genome assembly.
AUGGAUGUUUUUCAGGAAUAUGCUCGAAGGAUUGCAAAACUAUCGAUUGAGUGCAAACUUGAUAUCAUUGAGGAUAAGUACGUCGAGUCUUUCAAUCCAGGAAUGAUGGACGUGGUUUUUCAAUGGGUUAACGGGUCCACUUUCGCGGAAGUCGUGAAAAACACCGACAUUUUUGAAGGUUUGGUGUUCUUCAGUUUUUAGAA